AUGACCGCGGCCACACAGCCAAAUAGCGCUCACUACAGAGAGUGGCCAAAUGCUGGUGCUUUCAAUGCCCUCGGCGACACCAGAUCAAAAAUCAAGCUCGAGAUCCAAGGCCACUUUCCAACUUAUGCAGCAGGUGCACUGUACCGCACAGGCCCUGGAGGUUACAAGGUGCCUCGAGAUGACCCCAAAGAUGGCGAUUUCGCUGUGCAGCACUGGUUCGAUGGCUUCACCACGAGCCACCGGUUCGAAAUGGUCCGCAGCACCCUAGAGGACAAGAAAUGUUCCGAGAUUUGGUACAACAGUUACUGUCAAGUUGACGAAGAGAUCGAACAUGUCCGCAAGACAGGCAAACUUGAUCAGAUCUCCUUCGGACAAAAACGGGAUCCUUGCGAUGGACUGUACAAGAAAUUCAAAGCUGUAUUCGAGCCCCAGGCGACCAAGACUCCGCAUUCGGCGAACAUUGGUGUGGUUGUUCGCGCAGCGCUACCGUGCGAGAUGCCGGAGAACAGACAGGGUCCGAAAAGAGCUGAUAGUCCGCUUGGGGACCAGCAGCUCGGAGACCCCGCACCUCCUUCCGUACUGUGCUUGACAACGGACACAAGUGCAGCCAAGACCUUCGAUGCAGAGACUUUGGAGCCGCUGGGAGUGACGAGGCAGACCGUUCUUCAUCCCGAGCUCAAAGGUCAACUCUCAGCAGCACAUGCCGCUCGCGAUCCACAGACCGGUGAAGUCUUCAACUACAAUUUGGAAUUUGGACCCAAGACGACUUACAGAGUGUUCGGCGCAAAUCCUCAGACGGGCGAAGUGAGAAUCCUGGCAAAGAUUCCUCAUACCGAGGCAAAGCCUGCCUACAUCCAUUCCAUGUUCUGCACGCCGAAUUUCGUCAUCCUGUGCGUGUGGAGUGCGCAUUUCAAGCAGCCAUAUGGACUGAACAUGCUCUGGACUCGGAAUGUUCUUGAUACUUUGGACAAUUUCGAUGCGAAUUCGCAAUCUGCGGCAUGGCUCGUCAUCGAUAGACACCAUGGACGAGGGGUUGUGAAAAAGUUCACCAGUCCGGCCUUCUUUGCCUUUCACACCACCAACGCGUGGGAGGAGCGUCGUGCUGGCAAUUCCGAAAGUGUCGAUAUCACCUGCGAGCUGUUUGAGUUCGAGAACAAGGAUAUCCUGGACAAAUUCUAUUACCAGAAUCUCGUGUCCAAUGAGAAGAGCACUGAACUUUUCAAUGAUUCCAGAGAACAAAUCAAGUCGCAGCUUGCGAGAUAUGAGCUUGCGGAUAUUCCACUGAACGGAAAGGCUGCUGCAAAGCACCAAGUGGAUUCUGCUGUCCGCAUUCUGACAGUGCCUUCCUCGAGCGCCGGCGAUCUGCAACAGUGCAACCCAGAGUACCGGAUGAAACCUCAUCGAUACGUGUGGUCUGUACUGGAUCGUGGAAAAUCGUCCUUCUUGGAUGGGUUAUGCAAGACCGAUGUUGAGACCAAGACGGCGCUCAUAUGGGAGAAACCGAGGCAUACUCCAGGCGAGCCGAUUUUCAUUCCAGCGCCUCGUGCUUUGGCUGAAGAUGAGGGAUGUGUAUUGAGUGUGGGUUUUGAUGGGGACUCUGGUGCAAGUUACUUGCUUUGCCUCGAUGCGCAGACAAUGGAGGAGGUGGGUAGAGCUGAAGUUGGACGUCCCGUCGGAUUUGGAUUCCACGGGGCGCAUGUUCCUGCAGCCGUGGGAGUGAGGUAACGCAAAUUACCGGGGAUAAAAUUGUGCUGGAAAGGGAAGACUGGCUGCAGCAGUGCCGUGACUUAUUGGUCAGCG
Molecule: messenger RNA, 1800 nt
Organism: Cercospora beticola
Lineage: Eukaryota; Fungi; Ascomycota; Dothideomycetes; Mycosphaerellales; Mycosphaerellaceae
Product: carotenoid oxygenase family protein
Biological process (GO): carotene catabolic process
Molecular function (GO): carotenoid dioxygenase activity
Source: RefSeq, a predicted model, not a curated record